Messenger RNA from Leptopilina boulardi, 4941 nucleotides. RefSeq lists its product as uncharacterized. The record is from RefSeq and is a predicted model, not a curated record. The coding region runs from base 1518 to 2966 and encodes 482 amino acids. The transcript is spliced from 4 exons. Gene Ontology annotation, cellular component: membrane. Lineage: Eukaryota; Metazoa; Arthropoda; Insecta; Hymenoptera; Figitidae.
UCUUAAAGACGCCGAAUUUUUAUUUGUCCGAAAUUGCAAAUGAUGAUUUUGGCGCGAUGUUUAAAAUUCACUAAUCAAAAGUUGUCAAGAAAAUCGUGAUUGGUGGAUUUUAAAAAUCGCGCCAAAAUUUUUUUGUCGAUUGUUUGUUCGGCCAUUUGCAAUUUCGGACAAAUAAAAAUUCGGCGAUUUUUAAGAAUUUCACCAAAUAAAAAAUACCUAAAAAUUCUUUAAAAAAAAAAAAAAAAGAAAUUCUGACAAAUGUUAAUUCGAAAAAUAAAAAUUCGUCUAAAACACAUAAUUAUAUCUAUAAUCAAUCUUUCGUUUUGCAAACCCCAGAAACAAAAAUAUGUUUACAUUUAAAUACAAAUUCAAUGAAAGAGAAAAUAUAAAAAAAAAAAUCCAAAUAUUCCCAGUGUUUUAAUUUUAGACAUUCUUCUUUGUCUGUAUAUAAAAAAAAAAAAAAAAAAAAAAAAAUAUGACAGAUUUAUUUAAAGUCAUUCACGAAUAAGUUAAUAGACUGCCAAAUCUAUAAAUAGGCCUUUUCUCAAUCAAAGAAAAAUUAUCAAACCAGCUACCAAAUUAAAUAUAUAACUUCUAUGUUUGCCUUUGAACCCGCUUAAGACAAGAAUAAAAUUGACACUCCUCCUUCAUCACUAUAUAUACAUAUAUCUCUCUUAUCUUUUACUAGGAUUGAAACACGAAUACUGCGCAAGCUCAUCGACGUUAGUUUUACUGCCUAACAUCAGGCGCUAGUGCCGUGUCGUGUCAGUCCGGUUGCCUACCUCGGGCGAUAAUAAUACACACAUCCCCCUUAGAAAAAUUCGCUUGAUCAUUCCGAUCAUUCGCACACAUCUUCCAUCAUAUAUAUAUAUAUCUCUCUCUCUCUUUGUCUUCCUCUCUUACUUCUUCUUCUUCUUCUUCUCCUCCCUUUCUCUCAUUUUUAAAUUUUAUCUUUCUAAAAAAUCGUGUGAUUAAAUAAUAGAAGAGAGAAAAAAAAAAAAGAAAAUCCGCCUAGUUCAAUUCAAACAGUGUUCAUUUUUAAAGUGUCGAUAUGCUGCCGCCGCUUCUCAAAAGGAUAUUAUUAUUAUUAUUGAAUAACUGAAUUCGAGUGUGAUAACAAAAAAAAAAAAAGAAAAAAUUAAAAUUGUUUUCAAUUAUGUACAAUAAUAAUAAUUAUAAACAAGACUGACAUGAAUAGCGAGGAUCGUUUUGAUCAUCGCAACAGGAUUUUAGGCAGAAAUGAUCGACGUAACGUGACCAAAAUUCACCCGGUGAUCGGCUGUUUUCCAAAUCAUCAGUCGAAAAUUUUCAUCAUUGACGUUUUGAGUGAAGAUGACAAGGUGCAAGCCUGGUUGAUGCUGCGGCUCGUGUAACUCAACGUUCAAGGAUAUUAUGAUAAUAAUACAACACAAUUUUUAGAAAAGGAUUGGCUUCGACAUUGAAAGUAACAUCCGAGUGAAGCAGAGCUCAAGAAGUAUAUCUGAAGACAAGAGUAUUAAGGGAGGAUUGAUAUAGUGAUGACGGUGAUGCUGCUGCAACGCUUCGCCACCCCCCAAUUGACACAUAGCCAAAAAACAGGCAACCAUAAUAACAGUGAGCCGCCAUUUGUAUUUCUAUUGGAGAUUGACGAAAACACUAAUAACAGUACCAACAACAACAAUAAUAAUAAUAACAAUAAUAAUAACAACAACAACAAUUCUAGCUACAAUAAUAAUAUAAAUUCAGCAAAUUACGGUUGCAGUUACAUUACUGGUAAUACAACAAACAAUAACAUCAACAAAAUUAUUUCGACAAGCCGCAGUAACGUUACCAUUGGUGGCGUAUCAGCGGCAAAGUCGCUAAGCCGUCUUGGGACCCCGGGUGUCGCAAUGCGAUAUUAUCGUCUCUGGAUAUAUGCCUGUAACAUAGUAUUGCUGGGCAGUGCUGUUGGUUUUGCCGCGGCCGUUUCGCGAACACUACUCUUCUCAGGAGAUCCUAGACGCUAUUUAGUCCCAGGGGUCCCACGAGCAUUUGAUCCAACUGCUCUUUACGCCUAUUUAGCUCUAGCUGUUCAGUUGGGUCUUGUUCAACUUCUUGGCUGUAUAGCGGCUAGACGACUCAGUGCUAGACUUCUCAACGCUUACUGGAUUCUACUUUUGGCACUACUCUUUGGCGACGUUGUCAUCGGGGUAGCUUGGGUCUUUCGUUUUGAGAGAAUGCGCGCCGAACUACGUCCAACUCUCAGGCUAAGACUGCAGGGUGAUUACAACAAGGAGACACGAUUUAGUGAGCAGUGGGAUCGUCUUCAAAGGGACUUCUCCUGUUGCGGAGUGACUGAUCCACAAGAUUUUGGAUCACGUUGGCCACAUACUUGUUGUGAGCCAAGUUCAAACGUAAGCGAGGUUUGUGAGCCAACAUAUGCCAAAGGUUGUGAAGAAUAUUUAAUGGAUUGGCUGAGAAAAACUGCGGACUUACUCUUUGUUCUUGGUUUUUGUGUAAUUGCAUUUACAAAAUUAUGUUUUCUCGGAAUUCUUCGUUAUGAAAUUCGAGAGAUGAUACAAAAAAUACAUUUACUACGUGAACCACCACCUCAAACGACAACAUUCAUACAAUCCUUUUCACAAGGACCUUUGGAUACGACGAACAACGGAAAUAUCGUGCGUCGUACAACACUGCCGACGGUUACGGCACCUUCCGGUAAUGCAUCGCUGUUACUUCAAACAGACGAAAGUAUCGUUAGUAAACAUCCAUUAUUAGGUAAUAAUUUACAAGAUGGAGGUGCGGAUAGUGAUACGAACAGUCAUUGUGCUCUAAUAUUGGAGGAAACAACUCCCACCUCAACAAAUUACAAUAAUUGUAAUUCAAAAGAAAAAAGUAAUGGCAACAAUAAUUAUGAAAUGAGAGAAUUUAAUAGAAGACUAAUACUUUCAAAUGGUGGAAGUCCUGGAGUUGGAGUGACGACCGGAAAUCAAAGUAAACGAACCUGACUAUGGAAGUUCUGGCGAAACACUUCAAAUCGUUUUCUUUAUAAAAAUAAUCGACCUGCCGAGCUAUCAAUAUAUAAGUGAACAACCAUAUACAUACAGUACAUACAUACAUUUAUUUCAUUUUCAAACAAUCCAAAGAUGAGCCAAAGGCUGAGACAGGAUAUGCCUUAUAAAGAAACCAGAAUUGCAUAUGUAUCUAGAUAAAAAGAAUUAAGGCCGGACCUAUACCAAAAAUCACAGGCAUUAAAUAAUUAUAUAUAUAUAUAAUACAUACAUACAUAAAUACACAUUCCUAAUCGGCCUAUUAUUUAUUUUUCACAUUUUCUCCCCCCAUUUAUAUAUAAUUUUUGAGACACAUGAAUAAGCUCUAAAAUUAAUUUGUUAGAAUUUUCAUUUCACAGAAUUUCAUUACCUAGAAUUUAUUUCUGCCGAAUUUUUAUUUCUUCCAAUUAUUAUGCUAUAUAUAAAAUUUGAAUUUUAAAUGAUCUCCGAACAAUACACGAAAAAUAAUUUUUUAGAUUAAAAAUUGUGUCAAAAUUUUAUUGACAAUAUAAAAUAAGUGGAAUAACAUCUGAAUUGUGACACUUUGCAGGGAAUGGUAGCUUUUUUUCGAUACAUGGUGGGGAACUAGAAUAGAGAAAAGCAGGGUGAGGCAGGUGUCAAAAAUAUAAAGAUAUGGCAUAUUUCGGACGUUCUACCGAAAUUCCAGUGGAAAUUUACAUGAGCCCAUUCUAAACUAUAAAAUUUCUGUUAAAUAAGAAUUCGAAGAAAUAAAAAUUCGGCUAAAACUAAAUUCUAAGUAAUGAAAUUCUGCCAAACAAAAAUUUUACAAAAUUAAUUUUACAGCUUAUUCAUGGGUCCCAUAUUUUUUUACUAUACUACAUAUUAUAGCCAAAGAAGAACAUUGAAUGAUAUAUAUAUAGUCAAAAAAAAAGGGAAUAAAGUCGACUAACUGUACAAUAACUUAAGUUAUCAAAGAGCAACACCAAUUACUUCAGGUUUUUCUUUUUAAUUAUUAGACUGAAAAAUGCAGUCAAUUGGCCUAGUUUAAUACAGAAUACUCGUGUUUUAAAAAAGAUAAUAAAUCCGCGGAUUUUUUUUUCAUACAAUUGAAAGAGUUUAUUAUUAAAAAAAAAAGAAAAAUUACAAUUUUUAAAGUAUAUAAUAUAUAUAUAUAUAUAUAGAAGCAAAUUAAACGCGUGACCACAUCAAAUAAAAGAUUAUCCUGCCGUUAUUUUUUUCUUCUUUUUUCUGUUCUUAAAUUGAAACUAUUGCUCUGAACUAUUUCAAAGACUGUAAAACGCCACUCGAACUCAAGACGUCCAUAAAUAUGCUUUUAUUCGAUUUUUACGACCAUAGCUUUCCUACUGCAGUAUUUUACUUUAAAACAAUUGAACGUGUUUCGAUUAUUCGAAAGCAAAUCAAAAAAAAUAUUUCUUUUUUUUUAAAUCUAAAAUCGUAAAUAAGUAAAAAAAAGUGAUUUUUUUUCAAUUUUAAUACAAUAACGCACAAGCAAUGUGUUGACUAUGAUUUAUAUUAUUUAAUACAAAACAAAAAUUUCUCUCAUAUUGUUCAAUCAUUCAUUCAAUAAAUGUAUAUAUAUUUAUCUAAAAAGAAAUUUUUUUUUUAUUUUUUCUAAUUUAAUCUAUAAUUUGGAUUGUUUGAUAUUUUCAGGGUUGCCACAAUUUUCAAAUUUUCCUGACAUUUAAGGGCAUGUCAUAGUCGAAGCAAUUUUUACAUAGAGCUUCAAUGGAAAAAUCGUAUUGACUUUAACCUGCCCUUAAAUAUUUCUCUAACAAAAUUUUUUUUUUUUCAAUUUAAUGAAUCAAAAAGGAAAAUCUAAUAAUUUAAAGUUGAAAAAAACGUGUUUUCCUACUAUACUUCAGUUUUAUCACUGCGCUGAAAAAAAAUUUAUUUCAUUUAAAUAAAAUUUAGUUAUCAAAUAAACAUUUCCUUGAAGCAAAUAAUAAUUUUU